AUGACCAUAACUGGUACCAAUGAUCAAGAAACAAUUAUUGAACGUAAUGGUGUAGACAAAAAUUUAUCCGAUCGAAUGAAAUCCGAUAAAGAAAAAUUGUUUCCUAAUCAAUCAUCGGAAAAUACUAUUAAAUAUUCAUUGAAACAUGUCCAUGAUACAUUGGAACAAAAUGGUUAUUUUCAAGAACAUCAUAAUACACAACAAAAUUAUUAUCUUAUGACACCAAAAAAUAUUAAUCAGGAUAAAACACCGGAAUUACGACAAUAA
This is a messenger RNA of Didymodactylos carnosus, 267 nucleotides long. NCBI's taxonomy places the organism in Eukaryota, Metazoa, Rotifera, Eurotatoria, Philodinida, Philodinidae. The record is from the annotation of a GenBank genome assembly.